GCUUGCAUUGCCUGCCUAGCUACAUUUGACUUGCUUCCAUUCCAUCCACUCAACUCAAGCAAGAUCUACUGUAAGUAGCUUGGAUAAGAUCAUCGAUGGAGGAGCUGUGGAAGGAUAUGUCGCUGUGCACCACCCCGCCCGCGCUACAGUCUCACCACCUCCACUCCCCGGCCGCCGCUCCCUACCGCGGCGCCGCCCACCCCCAGGACUACCUCGCCGGCGCCGUUCCGCAGCCUCCCCGCACGCCGCCGCCUCACACGGCGCUCACCCUGGAGUUCACCUGCCCCGGGGGGACCGGCGCUGCCAACUCGGCCACCAGCUCCGGCGACGACCCAGCCGGCUGUCACUUUGGCUUAUCCGCGUCCGGAGGCGACAGCAAGAGAGCCGCUGUGCAGCCAGUGGCGGGCGGCGACCGGCGGCAGCGCCGGAUGAUCAAGAACCGGGAGUCGGCGGCGCGGUCGCGAGCGCGGAAACAGGCCUGCACCAACGAGAUGGAGCUGGAGCUGGCGCAGCUGCGCCGGGAGAACAGGAUGCUAAUCCAGCGCGAGCAGGACUUCAUCAACGAUCGUUUGGCGAAGGCGGCGCAGGCACCCGUCCCAGACUGCAGCAGCGGGAGCACUAGUAGUACGCUCCAGCAGAAGCAGCAGCGGCAGAAGCAGAGGUGCCGCUCCGCCCCUCCACCAUGAAUCAUGAUCACCGGCCGUCGACUGUAGCAGCAGCUUCAUUGCACUUACAAUGGAUUGAUUGUCCAAGCUAGCUAGCUAGCUAGAUGAGAUGACUUAUUCAGCACUGGACUACUUGUUAACAAAGUACCACUAUGUAUGUAUGUAUGUAUGUAUGUAUGUAUGUAUCGAAUCAUAGCCUUUCUUGCUUGCAAAAGUAAUUAAGCAAGGAUGUAGCUCGACGAUGGAUGGAAGGGAAGCUAGUUAACUAGAGUAGUAUAGUAUAAUAGAUUAAUAAAUGAGUCUCUUUCCUUAAUAUAUAUUGAGGCCAGAGAUGAAUGGAUCAAUUGAGCUAGGAGUACGUACGUGCGCAAAUUAACGGCUUUUCCAUCACAAGCCUACUUGAGCGGGCAGUGGCCUGGCCUGGCAAGAAAUAUACUCCUACGUACAUGAAUGACACAUGCAUGCAUGAAUGAUGAAUCUAUGAUAAAAUGGAUUCUCUUCAGGCUAG
Molecule: messenger RNA, 1173 nt
Organism: Triticum dicoccoides
Lineage: Eukaryota; Viridiplantae; Streptophyta; Magnoliopsida; Poales; Poaceae
Product: bZIP transcription factor 27-like
Exons: 2
Coding region: 96-686 (196 amino acids)
Biological process (GO): positive regulation of DNA-templated transcription
Cellular component (GO): nucleus
Molecular function (GO): DNA-binding transcription factor activity
Source: RefSeq, a predicted model, not a curated record